Messenger RNA from Fimicolochytrium jonesii, 3072 nucleotides. RefSeq lists its product as uncharacterized. Gene Ontology annotation, biological process: proteolysis. The transcript is spliced from 2 exons. Lineage: Eukaryota; Fungi; Chytridiomycota; Chytridiomycetes; Spizellomycetales; Powellomycetaceae. Gene Ontology annotation, molecular function: metalloexopeptidase activity. Bases 1 to 3072 code for a protein of 1023 amino acids. The record is from RefSeq and is a predicted model, not a curated record.
AUGCCGCGGAAAGUCGUCGCGAUCAAUAAUACGGCGGCGUUCAGCGGUGGGCACGCGUGGGAGCAUUUGGAGGCCAUUGUACAAUUUGGACCCAGGCCGUAUAACUCGGACGCGAAUCUGCGCACCUUGGCGUAUCUGGAGCAUGUUGUGAGAGAGGCGCGGGCGUUGGGAAUCGCUUUGGGAAAGGAUGAUGAUUGGAUUGAGAUCUCGGCACCGGACACCACAAACCUCAACGUGAACCUAGCGUAUUACCAAUCUUCCAACCUGGUCGUACGCAUCAAGGGCUCGUCCAAUACGCGGGAAGCGUUGCUCGUAUCCGCGCAUUACGACUCAGCACCCCUCUCAUACGGUGUCACCGACGACGGGAUCGGGAUCGUCGCCAUGCUCGACAUCGUCAGGGCGCUUGUUCACGGCUCGACACUCGAUCACGAUGUUAUUCUGAACUUUAACAAUGGCGAGGAGAUGUCCUUGUACGGCGGAUACGCGCUACUGCAGCACCCGUGGUUCCAGGACAUCAAGGGGUUCAUCAACUUGGAAGGAACGGGAACGGCGGGGAAGACAAGAUCGUUGCUGUUCAGAACCAACAGCUAUGAGUUGGCGGAUGUGUUUGCAAAGUCAGCGCCGUACCCGCAUGCUUCGGUGCUUGCGGAUGAUUUGAUGGGGAUGGUGGGAAGUGACACCGACUACCGACCGUACGCCGGCGCCGGCCAACUGCCCGGUAUCGACAUAUCAUUCUACGCCCAUCGGUAUCUCUACCACACCCUCCACGACGACCUCGCCCAUGCGGACCCAACCGCCGUCCAACAGAUGGGCGACAACGUCCUCUCCACCCUCCGCUCCGUCUGCAACUCAGACCUCCUCACCCGCAUCUCCUCCACCAUCGUCGAAAAGGAGGAGCAGGACUCCCUUCCCAACGGCGGGUUCGUCUACUAUGAUUUCUUGGGGAGGCGUAUGGUCAUGACCACCGCUGGACUGUACAAGGCGGGAAUGUCGUUCUUGCUUGUUGCGAUUGCCCUGGGGAGUGGGAUGAAGGGGAUGGCUGAGGCAAGGCGGUAUGGCGUGAAGAGGGGGAUGAGGCGGUAUGUUAAGCCGAUCGUGGAAGCGUACCUCCUCGUUGUGCUCAACCUGUUCACGACGUUGUUUGUCGUGCUGCUGCUGUCGAAAUUAAAGUCGUUGUUGAAUUACGGCGCGACGUACGGGAACCCGCACCUGAGCCUGGCGUGGAUCGCCGCUGCCGUGGCGCUGGUCAUAUUGCAGAUGCAGGCGGUAUGGCCGUGGAUCGCGCUCAGGUUAAAAUUGCGGAAGGCGCCGGUGGUUGUUUACAACUUGCUGCCUACCACGACGGAUCGGUUCGAGGAAGAAGAUGAGGAAACCGGGGAACGGUACGAGGGGCUCGCCUACGACCCCGACGAACUGGACGGCCACUCCGACGACGAUGAGGACGACGAAGAUGAAGACGAGGACGACGACCCCACCACCCCCAACCCCUCAGCGCCCCUCCUCCACCCCACCACCCACACCCCCAACAACGGCAUCACACGCCGCACCGGCCGCACCAAAGCCGAAGUCCCCGCCGGCCCCUCCCUCCACACCUGGAUCCCCUACGGCCUCCUCUGCUUCUGGUGGUCCACUCUCUUCCUCGCCCUCGCCCUCUCCGACCGCAAAAUAAUGGGCGCCUACGUCCUCUACGACUACGCCUUCUUCUCCGCCCUUGCCGUCGCACUCAACGUCAGCCUAGGCGCCCUCAUCCGCAAAUGGUGGCGCGCGGAUAUAGCGGAGGAUAACCCCCCGUUGCCCCAGUGGAAACAAACCGCGGUCCGAGCGUAUGAGCGCUACGCGUGGGUGCUCGCCAUGCUCGUCUCCUCACUUAUACCCACCUUGGAGUUGUUCGACAUACUGGAUUUGGUCAUCACAGCCAUCCCCAGCCUUAUCGCCGAAUCCCUCCCUGAGACUGUAGUCGACCUCGCACUCACGCUCCUCAUACUCCCCAUCGCGCUCAACCUCAUGCCCGCACUCAAUAGGUCGCGGAUACAUCGCAAAGCGCUCGUCUACAUCGCAGCGGCACUUUUCACACCGCUAUACAUAUCCGCGCUCUGGCGGUUCCCGUUCUCACAAGAUAGACCGCAGAAACUCGGGUUCAUGGAGACCUGGGACGUGACUACACCGGCCCUCGCGCGAACAUCCCAGGUCCAGAUCGUCGUUGCCGGGACCAUGAGAGCCUCCCACUGGGCCGCGUCGCUGAAAGAGGAAUCGGAAAUGGAGUGCGAUGAUUACUUCCCCACCCCUCCGCCCCCAACCCGCCCUUCGGCGCCAACGAUAACACAGGGCGUGUGUUACCUCGCGGAUACGGAGCCCCCCGUGGUUGUCGCUGCUGAUGGGAGUGGGGCGGUACCCCCGGCGGAUCUGAUACGGGUUAAGGAUCUCCGACGUGGGUGGGACGCGCAAAGUGGGGUGGGGUACGUUGAGGGGGUGUUUGAGGGGCCGCCGGGUGCGAGGGCUUGUACGGUUGAUGUGGCGCAUUCGUUGCCGGAGGGUGUCGUUGACGGGAGCAUGGAGGUUGAGAUCGGGGAUACGGAUGAGGGUGUCACGUGGGUGGAUGUUGACGAGGUGCCGAGGGGCGGGAGUUCACCGCCGUCGCCAAAGUCGAAGGGGGGUAAAUGGUGGAAAUGGGCAACGCAAGACGCCUCCCCGCCGACAUCAGGAACAACAACAACAACAACAGCAACCCACCAAUCCGUCCUCCGAACACUCUACAGACGCGCGUUCACCGACCCCAAACAGACACGGGUCGUUGCGUCGUUCAAAGUCACUUACAACGCCACCCUGCAUGCGUUGGGUGUGGGUGAGGAAGGCAUGGUAUCCGAACCCCCGCAAGCGCGUAUAUCAUGCUUCUUGAACGAGUUGAACGUCUCGCGGGCAUUCGAGAUGCUGACCCGCGUCGACGACGACACCGGCCGCCCGACCGUCGACACCUGGGCCGCCUUUGGACACAGCUUCUGGCGCGCGACGGUGCCGUGGUUUGCCGGGACGAGGGGGAUGAGUGGGGGCGUUGCUGUUGUUAGGAGGGUGUGA